UCGCUGUCUCCACUCUCCCCGCGCGCGCAACUGCAGAUCAGUCUCCACCACUCGUCGCCCUCGCGCGGUCGCGCCCGCCGCGGGCCGUCAGGCGGAACCGAACCGCAGAGGGAGGUCGGGGCACGGCAGGGACCAGCGUGACCGGCGACCGGCAUGGUGGGCUCGGCCGCCUACUCCGCGUCCGCCACCGUGGUGGCGAUGGCCAAGGGCAACGGCAACGGCAAGGGCGUCAGGGGCGGCGCCUCCGCGGGCGCCAACAAGGUGACACGGCCUCCUAGGAUUACUUCUAAUGUCAAGCAGAGCUUGAGGAUUCUAAAAUUUUGGAAGGAGUAUGAAAGGAGGCAAACUAGUGGACCUCAGCCUGCUACGAGGUACCGCAAAAAGAAAGUAAUGAAAGAAGUGCUUCCUGAUGACACAGACAUCUAUGAGGAUCCUUCUUCCACCCUUCAAUUGACAAAUGAGGGUUUGGAAAUUGCUUCACCAGUUAUUCUUGUGGAUGGCUACAAUGUAUGUGGCUACUGGGGAAAGCUUAAGAAGGAUUUCAUGAAUGGGAGGCAAGAAAUUGCUAGACAAAUGCUCAUUGAUGAGCUGGUAUCUUUCAGUGCAGUAAGAGAGGUAAAAGUUGUAGUUGUAUUUGAUGCUGCCAAUUCAGGGGUUUCUACACAUAAGGAAACAUAUAAAGGGGUUGAUGUUGUAUAUUCUGCCGACUUAUCUGCUGAUUCUUGGAUUGAGAAGGAGGUUGAAGCUUUAGUGGCAGAUGGUUGCCCGAAAGUAUGGGUAGUAACAUCUGAUGCAUUGGAGCAACAAUUAGCACAUGGAGAGGGUGCUCUUAUCUGGAGCUCUAAAAGAUUGGUCAAAGAGAUAAAAGAAUCGGAAAAGGAACUUGAUCUGGAGCUGAAGGAAACCAGGUCAACUUCGUUGCAAGGAAAACUUUUGCAGCACAAGCUGAAUCCAAAAGUAGUACAUGCAUUAAAAGGUCUCAGGAAUAAGCUUGAAGAACAAGAGCGGAGAAAGAAGUGACCACUAACUAUUGGACGGUGAUGGUUGACAAAGAGAGGAAGAGAACAGGUGUACAUAAGUGCAUUUUCGUGUGAACAUCCACUAACAUCGGAUCCAUUGACAGCUAAUAGAGCAACUGAGCAAGUUCGAUGCGAGCGCAAAGACUGCUACGAGAAGAGCAUCAGAGUAUGCUAACAUCAUGUAAAAAACAAAGGAAUCUAGCUUUAUUUGGGGCGCAGUCAGCUUUGUGUAAAAACUAUCAGUUCGAUGCUUGGAUCAGAGCCCCAUGGUCCGUGGAAAGAAAACCAUGAGCUGUAUAGUAAUGCAACUUAGCUGCUGAUGUUUUCAGGCAUGUGAAUGUGGGGAACUCAUCAGUUAGUGAAGUUCUGGCUGUAUACCUGUAGAUUUUGGAGAUGAGGAAACUAUAUAUGUGGAUGUAUAGGGAAUUCAUCGGUCGAACAAAUGUUAGCUGUAGGCCUGUAAAUUUUGGAAAUGAGAAAACUAUACAUUUUGGAAAUGAAGAAAUUUUGGCUGUUAUGCCUGUAGAGUUUA
This is a messenger RNA of Setaria italica (foxtail millet), 1551 nucleotides long. RefSeq lists its product as uncharacterized. The transcript has 10 exons. The coding region runs from base 154 to 1020 and encodes 288 amino acids. The record is from RefSeq and is a predicted model, not a curated record. Lineage: Eukaryota; Viridiplantae; Streptophyta; Magnoliopsida; Poales; Poaceae.